Messenger RNA from Phaedon cochleariae (mustard beetle), 3747 nucleotides. The record is from the annotation of a GenBank genome assembly. NCBI's taxonomy places the organism in Eukaryota, Metazoa, Arthropoda, Insecta, Coleoptera, Chrysomelidae.
AUUGACACACUCGAAUCGAAUGAAAAAAUUAUCUCAGAAUUAUGGUUUGAGACGAUGAAUUGUGUGGUGUGUUAAUAAUAUGGCUGAUUUAGUCGUGAAACUUUUGGGGCUGCUAUGUUUCACACAAAGUGCAUUCGUGUUCAGCUCUGUGAUCAUCGAGAAAAGUGAUGGGCCAAUCGUAAAGUCCCAUUCACAUGCAAAAUUCACUAUUGAAGAAUUGUUAACGAGAGUUUUUCCCAAAAAGACAUCAUCGGAUAUUGAUUUGGAUCCAUGUAAAGCAGGUGGAUUUCUAGGUGACAUAGCUAUACCUCUAACGGAGCCAAAACCAAAAUUCAAACAUAGUGAUUUCCAGCAAGAAAUUGAAAGAUAUAAACAAGAUAUUCUCGAUGGCUUGCAGAUUGAGGAAGAAGGUCUUACAGACAUUCUUCGAAAAAAAGCAAAGCAAGCUUCAAGCGUAGUCACCAAUGACUACAAUGAUCCUUAUGGAAAUAUGCACAUACCUCUAGAUUCUAAGAAUAGCCAAGUACUGAAAUCCUACACUGUUGUUUCGGAUCUUCCCAUCAAAACAAUUAAUGAUACAAAUACAAAUGGUUACAGUAACCAGAAGAAAUAUUCCACGAAUGAGAAAGAAUUUGUGGGCAAGGAUGUGAAAGAGGAGAAACAAAGAACUGAUUUAAGAAUAAGAAGAAAGAGACAGGGACUUUCAGAAAAAACAUCUGACUGGUCAGGCAAUAUGGUACCCAAUGAAGCGCCAAUUCAUGAAUUCGAACCGAAUUUCGAUCUCAAGAGGAAGACUACCGUUUCUUACGACAAAAAUAAAAUUGUCCAUAGAAUGACCAGGGCGGCCACCGCAAGACGGGAGAGGGUAUGGGACCACGGAGUUAUCCCUUAUGAAAUUGAUGGUAAUUUCAGCGGCAUGCACAAAGCUCUUUUCAAGCAGGCCAUGAGACAUUGGGAAAAUUUCACGUGCAUAAAAUUUGUGGAAAGAAAUCGAGAUGAACAUCAGAACUACAUAAUAUUUACUGAACGGCCAUGUGGAUGUUGUUCAUUUGUUGGGAAAAGAGGAAACGGUGGUCAGGCAAUCAGUAUAGGAAAGAACUGUGAUAAAUUUGGAAUCAUAGUGCAUGAACUUGGACACGUUGUGGGAUUUUGGCAUGAACACACCAGACCUGAUAGAGAUAAACAUGUUAAUAUAAUUAGGGAGAAUAUAAUGAGUGGUCAAGAAUAUAACUUCAAUAAGCUCAACGAGGACGAAGUGAAUUCUUUAGGGCUCACUUAUGAUUAUGACUCGAUUAUGCAUUAUGCGAGAAAUACAUUCUCGAAGGGUACAUAUCUGGAUACCAUCCAACCUAUUGAUAUGCCAGGUCGAAAAAGGCCUGAAAUCGGACAAAGGAUACGAUUGAGUGAAGGAGAUAUAGCCCAGACGAACCUUCUAUACAAGUGUUCAAAAUGUGGUCGUACAUAUCAAACGAAUUCAGGUAGCUUCAGCCCUCCAACGUAUAAAGAGAACCCCCCAGAAGAGGGUGUGAGGUGUGAAUGGCGAAUAACAGCGACGCACGGUGAAAGAAUCGUGCUCAAUAUAACCAAUCUGGACAUUGAGAAGUCUCCCGAUUGUCAAGCUGACUUCAUCGAAGUACGAGAUGGAUACUGGUACAAGUCUCAGAUCCUUGGAUUGUUCUGCGGAAGUGGGCAAUACCAUCAUAUCGUUUCUACCGGUAGCCGAAUGCUCGUGACUUAUGUGGCAAAGAACGCAAAGGGCAGAAAAGGAUUCACAGCCAACUAUGAGGCCAUAUGCGGAGGAGACCUUUUCAUAGAUUCCGAAGGUCACCUCGAAUCGCCAAACUAUCCAGAAGAAUAUCAACCGAAUAAAGAAUGUAUAUGGAGGAUAACUGUUCCAGAAAACCAUCAGGUGGCUCUACGAUUCCAGUCUUUCGAUAUAGAAAACCAUGACAGUUGUGUAUAUGACUACGUGGAAAUAAGAGAUGGAGUAACUUUGACUAGUCCAAUAAUCAAAGUGCAUUGUGGACAUAAGAUUCCACCAGAUGUAAUUUCGACUAGUAAUAAAAUGCUAGUAAAAUUUGUGUCUGAUGGCUCUGUUCAAAAAGGUGGAUUUUCUGCAAACAUAAUGAAAGAGUAUGACGAAUGUUCUACUAUAGCUCACGGGUGUCAGCAGGAAUGCGUCAAUACAUUAGGUAGUUAUGUUUGCAGUUGUAAAAUCGGAUUUGAGCUCCAUUCGGAUGGUAAAAAUUGUGAAGAUGCCUGUGGUGGAGUGUACGAUGCCGUAACAGGAACUAUAACUUCUCCAUCAUUCCCAGAUUAUUACCCACUGAAUAAAAAUUGCAUAUGGGAAAUAGUGGCUGAACAACAAUACAAAAUUACAAUCAAUUUCACUCAUUUUGAUUUGGAAGGCAACCUUAACUCUCCGCAACAGCAAUGCGAAUAUGAUAGAGUCGAAGUUUACAGCAAGUUGAAAGAGGGAAAGCUUAAAAAGCAUGGAUCCUAUUGUGGUCCCAAAGCACCUGGAUUGAUAACCUCAGAUGGAAAUGUGAUGCGUAUUGUAUUCUACUCAGAUUCCAGCGUACAGAAAUCAGGAUUUGCUGGGAUUUAUUUCACAGAUAUGGACGAGUGUGCAGUCAAUCAUGGUGGUUGUCAACACGACUGUUUGAACACUCUAGGAUCAUACGUUUGCACUUGCCACAACGGCUACACCCUUCAUGAAAACGGACACGAUUGCAAGGAAGGCGGUUGCAAACAUGAGAUGUCCAACCCUUACGGUACUUUAACAAGUCCAAACUAUCCAGAAUAUUAUCCAGCCAGGAAAGAUUGUGUCUGGCACUUCACAACGACCCCCGGGCACAGAAUCAGAAUAUCUUUUCAGUUCUUCGAACUGGAGCCUCAUCAGGAAUGCUCUUACGAUCACGUCGAUUUCUAUGACGGCCCUUCUCCUGAGGCUCCUUCUUUGGGAAGGUUCUGCGGUUCGAAGAUACCACAUCUCAUAAUAUCUUCCGGCAAUCAGUUGUAUAUGACGUUUAGAUCGGAUGCUUCGGUUCAAAGGAUUGGAUUCUGGGCGACACACUCCACUGUUUGCGGGGGAAUGCUGGACGCUACAUUUGAAAAACAACAUAUUUAUUCUCACGCAAAAUUUGGUAGUACGAGUUAUGGACUCCGAGAAGACUGCGAUUGGACGAUCGAGGCAAGAGGGGGCUACAAUGUUAAACUGUCUUUUCUCACAUUCGAUAUUGAAGAUGAAAAGGAUUGUGGGUACGAUUAUGUUGAAAUUUUCAGUGGUUUGGAUUCGAGUGGACCGUCCUAUGGAAAGUAUUGUGGAACAAAGAAACCUUUCGACAUUAUUUCCACUCAUGGUGCAUUAUUGGUGAGAUUCAGAACAGAUGAUACUCUGGUUGGUAAAGGUUUCAGUCUUGUUUAUGAAGCAGUGGAGAUGUCCAAUAGUGAAGAAGAAAUGUGAGCUGAGCUGAUCUGAUUUGAAAUUGUUUAACUUACCACUGUGCUUUUCAGAAAGUUGUAUUAUUCAAAACUGUAAUUGCACAAGAUCGUCUUUUCAUUGUAUUGCCAUUUUGUAUUGAUUGAAAUGACCUAUUUUUACCUAUCUUGUAAAGAAAUCGGCCACAAUUGAAUUGUACAAAUGAAUAAGGUUAAAUAUGGCAUUUUUGUGAGAUAUUUACUCGAAUUUUUGUAAUGUUAUAGGUAACGUUAAGUGAAUAAAUAUCAACAACUGUCUCCCUUGAA